Messenger RNA from Torulaspora globosa, 2001 nucleotides. RefSeq names its product tethering complex ATP-binding subunit VPS33 (gene VPS33). Gene Ontology annotation, biological process: vesicle-mediated transport; intracellular protein transport. The coding region runs from base 1 to 2001 and encodes 666 amino acids. The record is from RefSeq and is a predicted model, not a curated record. The transcript has a single exon. Gene Ontology annotation, cellular component: CORVET complex; fungal-type vacuole. Lineage: Eukaryota; Fungi; Ascomycota; Saccharomycetes; Saccharomycetales; Saccharomycetaceae.
AUGAGUUCCCAAUGGAAUACUCGUCACUUUAGCAAGAAAUUGGGAGGUUCUUUAUGCAAAGUUCUGAGAGAGAUCUCGUCUGAAGACCAAAUUCUUGUGCUACAGCCUGAGAUGGUUUCUGUCAUAGGCGAGUUCGUCACUUUCAGCCAAUUGACAUCGUCUACGCCUGUCAGAAAGAUCGUUGUGCUGAGUGACCAGACGAUUACCGAUUUAUCGAAUAUCUUGGCUUCAACAAUUGCGAUGCAGCUUGUGUUCCUCAUUGACGUGCGGGCCGAUCUAGCUAUUCCUGCAGCACUGCCAGAUAUUUUAGGCAAGUUAAAUCUAGAGAGUGUCAAUCUGAUAUAUUGCACUUGGGAGACCCAGAAGGCCAAUAGUCUACUGAAUCGUGGGUCCGACGAUGACUUUAAGAUUCCACAUUUUAUUCAGCAUCAACUUCCGAAAGGAAUUGAUGUACGCUUACAUCCGCUGGCUAUGCUGGCUUUCCCACAAAUAGACGACAAUUUGCUAGUUGGGAAUUUUUUGUUCAAUAGUGAUGGCGGAAACAUGUAUUCACCAAAUACGUGCUCCAUGCAGUCCGCUACUAGGGCUAUUCUUCUGGACAAUAUGGCCAACUGUUUACACACGUUGAUGAAGGAAACGAAGUCAAUCAUCACAGAUGCCAUUGCUUUUGGAGAGGAAUCAGAAAAACUACUGCAUCUCCUUCGGGGCAGAAUCGAAGCAGGUGAAGACGACGAAGAAGCUUUCAUCAAGGAUACACUUUAUGGUGAUAAAUACAGUGGUAUUGAGAAAGACCUGGUUGUUAUUGAGCGAGAUAUGGAUCCAUUGACUCCUUUACUUACACAACUGACGUACUCGGGUUUACUUGAUGAGAUUUAUGGCCUGUCAACGGACGGAAAAGUGAAUGGACUUGAAGAUGUAGCACUAAAAUACCGAACUGACGAAAUAUGGGACGAUUUGAAAUUCAUGAACUUUGGAGCUCUGGGACCGCAGCUGAAUCAAAUGGCUAAAGAUUUGCAGGACAAGUACGAUGCUAGGCAUAAGGCUGAGAGUGUCGGAGAGAUAAAAGAAUUUGUCGAGUCGCUCUCAUCACUGCAAGCCAAACAAAAAUUGCUGAAGGUUCAUACAACCUUGUCUUCCAAUGUUCUUCAGGAAGUUGAAAACAAUGCUUCCAUUCAGUUCAAUCGGAUAUUAGAACUCGAGCAAAAUAUAUUGCUGGGCAACCUUGACCACAAGUCCAGCUGUGAUAGCUUACUGGAAUUGAUCUACGAGGGAGAAGUUAGUCUGAAACGCAUUUUGAGACUGAUAUGCUUAUCUUCAAUCUGCAAGUACGGCUUGAGGGAUAAGGAUUACGACUUGUUAAAACGAGAACUCAUCGACACUUACGGAAUCGAAACUUGUUUCCAACUGGAAAAGCUGACUGUUUCUGGACUAUUUUCCAGCAAAGGUCUGCUAGCAAAUCACAGCAAUAGCGCUUGGAGAAAGGAAUAUCGCUAUAUAUCCACUUGGCUGGAUACUCUACCGCCGGUUGAAGACGAAGGCACAGAGGUCCCAAGCCGUAAGGGUGGGCAUGAUGCUGCGAACCCAAGAGAUGCCACCUUUGCGUAUUGUGGCGUGAUUCCCCUGGUGGUCAGGUUCGUACAACUCCUUUAUGACAGAUCUGUCGUCAGCAAGAAUUAUGCGUCGCAGCAACCUUAUAUCAUAUCCAGGAGACCGAGUUUGGCCAAAAUCGGCGGACUCUUCGAGCAGAUUUACGGCAGAGCCAACGUGGUUCAUGAAGAAUCCUGGCUUCCAGAUCUAAAGAAGAACAAGAAGCGAGUCACUAUAGGCCAAAAGGAUAGCAAAACCAACGACAUAACGAUAAUUGCAUUCUUAGGAGGUGUGACGCUAGGUGAGAUAGCAACUUUAAGAUUCUUGCAAAACAGCCUGCAAGCCAAGAAUAUUAAUAAGAGAUUCAUUUUUGUAUGCGAUGGGAUAAUAAACGGGAGUCGUUAUAUCCCAUAA